UGGAGCUAUCUGGUUCGUUGCAGUAGGGAGCUUGCAGACACUGCGCAAUCAUUUCAUUUUUUCAAGCAUCUUUAUGUAUUUGCGACCCUCUGAGAUACGAAACAAGGGGCGCUUGUAGUAAAACGCCAGUGAUGCCUUUUCAACUGUAAAUGCAACCUACAUAUUGAAUUUGAUUAUUAUACAAGGAAAUACCCCUAACUGGUCAAUUUUAAGUUUAUUUCUUUUCUUUCUUUUUUUAAUCUUUUGUUAUGUAGUGGAUAUUCCGCAGAUUUUGUGAUGAAGUGAUACCAGAGGUAUAUAUUUAUAGCUGGGCGCAUCAAUGCACACAACUUCCCUCUUAAUUUUUACUUAAUUUCUUAAAGCGGCCUGGCAUUGUAUGCAAGGAGCUGGGCAUGGACAGAUUUGCAUCAAGGUGUCCCGAGAUCAACCGGCUAGCCUGAAGAAUUCCUUAAAAGAUUUUAAACGAAAACAUUGAAAUUACAGCAAUGGAGAGACUUGUGCUGGUUAUUUUCGUCUUGGGUUCUUUCUUGUUUCUUCUGGGUGCCUCUGAAGAGCCCACCAGAGGAUUGUUUACCACCAGUCCGGUCAGCACUCAGUGGAUGUCUCCCCAACUAGAGCCCCUGGACUCUUCAGAACAGGCCGAGCUUGCACCUCCUGAGUUGGCUGGCCCUGGCAUUCCUGAUUUCCUGACUACCUCCCAGGAGUCAGGCUUCUCCAGCGAAGAGAAUGAAGAGCUCAAGGGGAUACAGUUAGAUUACUUCUCAGAUGAUCUGAAUGACACCGCUUUGGUUACAGGGUCUCCAGGAGUAGGUUACAAUCCUACUCCUUUACAACCAUCAUCUUCACCAGAAAGGACAGCAAGCGAUGGGGAUUCCACUCUCUCUCUCUCCUCAUCUGAGCCCCCCAAACCAAGACGGACCAACACCCCCAUCCGAGAGCUGUGGAAAGAGCAAGGAGAAACUACUUCAAACCAGUCAGAACCUGUGCAUUCCACUUUGCCCAUGGCACCAAGCUCUUCCCCCAAGUCGACUGAUCAAAGAGACACACACGUGGUUGCAGUGACAGAGGAAGACUGGCACGCCACAUUGCUUGCUGAAAUGACAACGUUCCCAGAUGCUGAAGGCUCAAGUUAUGGACCUUUCAAACAGCCGGGUUUGUUGUCUUUAUCGACAGCUGAGGCGGAUACUAACACAACUCCCGAAAGACCUUCCAUGGUUUAUUCAACAGUCAUUGGAAGUGACAUACUGCUAGACACAGUUGCCAUGGUAACCACAAUGCACAGGAGAACUGACAGCGAGACCCCUGAUAGUGGUCCUAGUAGAACCACAGUUAUUCACGCUGCUUCUUCCACUUUAAUUCCCUGGAAUGAACCACAGGGUUUGACGGAAAGCAUAGAGCCAUAUUUCAGACAGUCACUCACGGAGACUGGCAGUGUGAAAACAGAAUUGCCUCAGGUGUCUCCACAGGUUAUUUGUACUGACUGGAGUGAGCUAACUGGGAAAGGUUAUGUUAUUCUCAACAUGUCUGAAAAUAAUGACUGUAUUUUGAUGGCAUGUUUAGAGUUACGAAGACAAUCAACCCAGGAUCUGAUAGUGGAUCAUUCAUUUUCCUAUCUUUUAUGGCCACUGACAGAAUUACAGUGGCGAUCAAUGGAGCUCUUCCGAGUGGAGAACGGGGACAGGCUCCUGGCCAUGCUGGAAAAGGCUUUCUCCAGGAAGAUGGACAACCCCCAGGAAACCUGGUUCAUUUCUCUAAGCAAGCCAAACAGACAGGACAAGCAGUUGCUGAUGACACUGGCUGGUGAACAAGGGGUAAUACCCACAAAAGAUGUACUCUCCAUGCUUGGAGAAAUCAGGAAAAGCUUAUAUGAUAUUGGAAUCCAGAACUACACCAGCGCUACCAGUUGCCAGUCUCGCCCCACUCAGUCUCGCAGUGACUAUGGGAAGCUCUUUGUUGUGCUGGUCAUUAUCGGAUCCAUCUGUGUGGUCAUCAUAGUGUCCGGCCUCAUCUAUAUCUGUUGGCAAAGACGUCUCCCAAAGCUGAAGGACAUGUCACACAGUGAGGAACUUCAUUUUGUGGAGAAUGGUUGCCAUGACAACCCGACACUGGACGUCACCAUCGACAGCCAAUCAGAGAUGCAAGAGAAGAAGCCCAAUGUGAAUGGGGUUGCCAUGGACGGGGUGGACAACUGGCACAUCUCAAUUAACAAGACAGCAAAAGAGCAAGGGGACAAUUAUGAAGAAGACACACAUCUUUAACAGAAAAAAAAACAGUCAGACUUAAUGUGGCAACAUGUUUCAGAUGACUUGUGCCAUUUUGAGAAAUACCUGCUAAUUCAGCUAUGAGCUUACUGUUUAAGCUUAUGUCAACAAAAAAUAAUAUCAGCACCAUUAGAAGAAAGCUUUGGGGAUUUACAGUGUUAAAGAAGGUUUCUGAAAGUUCACGGGGAAGACUGUCAGUGUUUCUGAUAGACAUGUUUUUACCAAAGCAGAGAACAAUCCAAAUAGCCUAAGAACGAAAACAGAAAAGUGUUUAGGAAAAUGUAUUUCACUGUUAAUCUUUUAUUUCAUCUCACAAUGUCGUGUUUCAUCAAUAGGAAUAUGAUAGAUUUAGGAUCAACAAACUGUUCAACAGUUUACUACAUCUUGAAAAUGAGAUUCUGUCUGUAUAUAGAGAUGAAGACCACAGGUAUUUACAUAGCGAGUGGCUUAACCCUCACAUGUAGAAUACAUACAACCAUAAAUGACUGUGAAACAGAGGAGCUUUUGGUCACAUCAAAGAAUAGUUCUGAGGACAGACCUAAAAUGAGCUAAACUGUCACUGUGGUUUCUGACCCCUGUCGGUGAGAUGAGAUGAGGUUAAAAGCGUUAUCACAAUGAAUGUCAGAUGAUGUUUGCCAGUCUCUUUUGCAUAGUGGUUAAGACGCUUGCUUGCUUGCUUGCAGUGCACGUGGUAGCUGGUACACCCCCAGCCUCCUCCCCUGUUACAUCAUUUUAAAAAGUAUAAUAGGUAGCAAGAUUUCAGUUUAUGUAUAUUUUCUUAGACGUACGUGGCAUGACAGAAACACCACAAAAUUCCAGUUAAAUUAUCUCAAUCUCAAUACAGCCGCCAUACAACUUAUAAACAUGCACUGUGCUAUAGUAAUGCGUUUAGUGAUGUUUAUAAGCAGGUCAAUAAAUUACCCUUGGAGGGAAACUCUAGCUUGAUUAACAUAGGGAUAAAGCAGAUGGCCGACACUGUGUUAUAUUGACCUGGCUGAAUAGAAAACAUGCAGCAUUCAAGCUUUAGUAUCGGAGCAAGGUGGCAGUUGCUGUGUUCUAAUAAUUCUGAACAGACAUCGACAGAGCAUUGAGUCUAUCAUAAUGGCCCUCAUAGUAUGUAGUUUACAAUCAACUCACUUAACAUAUUUUCAGAUCUACUGUUUUUUGAUGAGACUGUGUUAAGGUGCUUUCACCUGAGUUCAGGGGCUAGUCUUCAGUUCUUGUUGCCUGCUAAUGAUACAUGUAGGCUAGACAAGCCAACGUGUUUUUAUAUUAGUAAGUUCCAACACCCUCUAGUGCACAGCUGCCUACUGCCAGAAUUACAACAGGGUACUUAUCCAAAUUAGCUGCUCACUACGUGUCGCUGGCUCUUAUAUAAAAACAUUUUGGUUGAUCUAGUCCAGUGGUUCCAAACUGUGGUCCACAAACAACUCCCAAAAUUCAGUUACGUAGAUCUUGCAAAAAACAAUUUCUGCAGAAUCAUACGUCGUUUCAAAAGAGUGACACGUUUUAUCAAAUUGGACACAGUACUUGACUCGUAACCCAGUGCUUUGAAAUGUAUCUGUAAAAAUAUGUUCUGCUUGUCACAUAGGAUUUCAUUUACUCCUUCCAUUUCUCUAGCACUUUUAGAUUAGCCUGUUUUGCCUUGUCUAAUAAUGUUUACCAGAAAGGAAGAAGUCUUGGUGAUAAUCCCUGAGCUGUGUGAUGAGGUAACUUGAUGUAAUCCUGCUUUGGCCAAUAUAUCUGUGUUUUUUUUUUUUUUUUCAGUGGUCAGUGUAUUUCUCUAUCAGCUUAUUUCUAUGCUUGAAUUUACUGAUGAUUUAUGGUGUUUUUGAGUAAAUAUAGUCACUGUCAACUUUUGGUUUAGCUUAGCUAGGUCAGUUUGACCGCUGCAUUUUAAAUAUUGUGCAUAAGAAAACUGUAUUUAGUGUAUCGUGCAUUUAGUGUAUCAAUAUUGAAGACAUGAAGACUUUUUUUUCACGUAAUAUCAACACUAAAUCUUUGAAACUGG
Polyodon spathula (Mississippi paddlefish) is the source of this 4272-nucleotide messenger RNA. Its product is annotated as podocalyxin-like protein 2. The record is from RefSeq and is a predicted model, not a curated record. Bases 486 to 2258 code for a protein of 590 amino acids. The transcript has 9 exons. Lineage: Eukaryota; Metazoa; Chordata; Actinopteri; Acipenseriformes; Polyodontidae.